Malaclemys terrapin pileata is the source of this 5490-nucleotide messenger RNA. RefSeq names its product mitogen-activated protein kinase kinase kinase 14 (gene MAP3K14). Gene Ontology annotation, biological process: protein phosphorylation; positive regulation of canonical NF-kappaB signal transduction. The record is from RefSeq and is a predicted model, not a curated record. The coding region runs from base 1733 to 4522 and encodes 929 amino acids. Gene Ontology annotation, molecular function: ATP binding; protein serine/threonine kinase activity. Lineage: Eukaryota; Metazoa; Chordata; Testudines; Emydidae. The transcript is spliced from 17 exons.
GGUGCGGCCGGGCGGGCGGCACGCUGCCUUCAGGAAGUCCACCCGCUCGCUGUGUCGCGCCCGGGCUUGGCUGGCCGGCUCCUGCAGGGGCGCUGGUUCCCCACGCGGCAGGGGGUGGGGGCCAGGCGGGUGGUCGGGCUGUGAAGUGGGGGGCUCGGGAUCGGACCCCCAGCAAUAUUCCCUUCUAGUCACUGUAGGGCGAGGGCAGGCGUCCUAGUGACCACCCCAGUGCACCACUGCCUGGCUGGUCUGGAUAGACAUGAAGCCAAGGAAACGUAGCUCCCGUCUGUCCGUUUUAGUAAUCAGCCUGGCAGCAUUCUAAUAUUGAACUCGGUUUUUUUAAAUGUUAAGCAGUAAAACCCCUGUUUAAAGUAACUAGCUCUUAUAAAACAAAAAGUUCCUGUACCAGAAAUCCGAGCUAGUUCUUGUAAUAAAUUGACUUCCUCAGUUUGAACCUUCUGUCGGGAAGCAUCAGCAAAGGCUGUUUGUUUGAUUAAAUUAAACUCUCUUAUUAAACUUUCUUAUUUUUUAGUCUGUUACAAUUUGACAGGAUUGGCUUUGCCAGUAAUCCCUGAUAUCCAGAAUGUUUCGAGAGGAACAGUGACCUAUGGUAUUAGUAAAACAUCGACUUCAUUCAUUCAGUGGAGUGCUGAAAGAGUGACAGAUUUCGAAUCGCUCUGAAAUUUGUGUGUAUGUAUUAUAACGUUAAGUAUUUAGUCAAGGUUUGUAUAUAUAUAUAGCUGAAUGUUGUUCUGUUCCUUUGGAAUCCACCCAGGUGUUGUCUAACCCAAACAUCUUCACAUUUAUUAUCAACUUUAUGUGAAAUAUUUUUAGCAAAUGUUUCAUGAAACAUUCUUGAAAAAAGCAUAGUAUUCCUAAAUGAUCUCAUUAUUGACUAAUAUGUAUUUUCAUUCUACAAAUACUAGAGGCUUGAAUUCAAUUGAACCUACUCUUUCUUUUCCAUGUGUUCUGGUGAGAGCUUCAGAGUCUAAGAGACAUUUUUAGCUUAGAUGGUAUUUUUCUACUAGUGAGCAGACUUUCCCUUUUGAUUUUUGAAAUACCUUGCUUCCUGCCUGCUCUCUGCUUUUCACAGCAAAGAAGCACUCCUAAUAAGUUAGGAGAUUAAAUUGCAGACUUUGCUGUUUUGAUUGGGAGUUGCUAAGUGCAGAUCUACAAAAGCUAUCCUUUACAAUGGGGAGGAGAGAAUGAGGCAGAGACCUUGAGAUCAGCCAAUCAAAAUAAACUGAACUUCAGAUCUUAUUCACUUGUAUAACUGUCUGUUUACUCACCACUCAUUAUCUGACCAUAUCACUUCUCUUUAAAACAACAUUUUUUGACAAAAAGUUAAAAUACUACUUUGCUGAUUAAUAAGUCACUGCUGCGGUUGAUUUCAGAUGCUUCCUGUCUGCUUCAUCUUAAUAUCAGUUAAACUGGAAACAUACAUGCGCUACCAUGCACAAAUUGAAAGUGGCAGCAUGAAAUUGGUGUCCAUAAACAACUUGCAAGUUGCUUUUUAAACCGGAUUUCUGAGCCCUCGUACAAGUGAUAUUUCCUCUUUGUCUAUGCACAGUAUAUUCUUGUCUGUGGAAGGAAAAGUGUAGUGCAAGAGGUGGGGAACCCUUCUCUAGAAGGAUAGCAAGUCAUUUAACCCACGCUGCUUUCAGUUAUCAAACACCAAGUCUCUGCACAAAGCCUACAUUUAACUCCAUCAGUGUCUUUGUGAACCUAUGAAAUGGCUGUAAUGGAAAUUGCAUGCCAAGGAGCUCCUGACCCUACCAUCGGGCACCAAAAGGAGCUUUCUGCUACUAAAGGGCUGAGUGAAACAGUGAGUGAGAAGCAGAGCAGUGUUUGCAAAGUAGAAGAUUCAGAGAAAGUUGCCUUCCACAGUCAAUGGAAGAUCCUGAAAGAUGUGAUCACCAAAGGAACAGCAAAAGAAGAGACAGAAGGGGGUUCUGCAUCCAUUUCCAUCAUCGCCCAGGCUGAAUGUGAGAACAGCCAGGAGUUCAGCCCCACCUUUUCAGAGAGGCCUUUCAUAGCUGAUAGUAAACGUUACAGCCGGUCAGACAGUCUUGAUCAAAUCCCGAACAAUGUGGCCCAUGCUACCGAAGGGAAAAUGGCACCAGCCUGCUGGAGGGCAAGGCAUCGCGGGAAAGGCAGGAAGAAACGUCGCAAGAAAAGAUCCAGGGUCAGAAUACAAACACUGGUCUCUGCUAAGCAAGGGCCCAGAACUCCGGAACAGGAAAGUUGUACACCGAUCCCAGUCCAGGAGGAUGAAACUCACCAAAACGCUCUCUUCAGUAACAGCUCCUGUUUUUCAGAACCUUGCAAGGACUCAAUUUGUGAUCAGAUACCAUUUGAGAAACCUAGAAAAGUUCUGCUCAUAGGCAAACUCCAUUCGCUAAGGAACCUGCACAGACCAGAACUGCACAAGUUGAUAAGCCCAGUACAGUGCCUGAACCAUGUUUGGAAGCUACACUGUCAGGGUGAUUUUGUGCCUCAGCCAGAGACUCUCCAUCCCUUCCCUUACAGUCCUCUUUGUGCCAUGAAACAUAAUCCUCGGGAGAUUAAUCUCCUUGAUGAUCGGGCCUGUGUGAAUGGUGAGCGUUGCUUUUCUGGCCUAAGCUUAGAAUGCAGCUUACCAAAAUGUGUCAGCCAGUCCCUGGAAACCAACUUGGACAAACUUUCUGUGGAAGAAUAUUUGGUGGAUGCUCUUAAGGGGAGCGUGAGUCUCGGUGAGCCGCAGAACUUAGCCAGCCUGGCCAAGACGUGGAGAGGAGGCGGUCUGGAUUUGAAGGAGCAGUUUCAAGAGACAGAUGACAAUGAGGGGGUGCUGCUUACUGAGAAACUAAAGCCGGUGGACUAUGAAUACCGAGAAGAGGUUCACUGGACCAAGUGCCAGGACUCUCUGGGUGUUGGCUCUUUUGGGGAAGUGUACAAAAUAGAGGACAAACAGACGGGAUUUCAGUGUGCUGCCAAAAAGGUGCAAGUCGAACACUUUCGUGCAGAGGAGUUGACGACAUGUGCUGGAGUAACAAGUCCCAAAGUUGUCCCUUUGUAUGGAGCUGUGAAGGAAGGUCCUUGGGUUACUAUCUUCAUGGAGCUAAUGGAGGGUGGCUCACUAGGCCAGCUGAUUAAACAAAGUGGCUACUUGCCAGAGGAUAGAGCCCUCAGUUACCUGGGUCAAGCAUUAGAGGGUCUGGAGUAUCUUCAUGCUCACCACAUUCUGCAUGGAGAUGUCAAAGCGGACAACGUGCUCUUAUCCAGUGAUGGAAGCCGGGCUGUUCUCUGCGACUUUGGCCACUCUGCUCGCCUUCAUCCCGAUGGCUUGGGGAAGUGCUUGGUGACAGGGUGCUACAUGCCUGGCACAGAGACUCACAUGGCUCCAGAGGUAGUAAUGGGAAAACGCUGUGACUCAAAGGUGGAUGUCUGGAGCAGCUGCUGCAUGAUGCUGCACAUGCUUAAUGGGUGUCAUCCUUGGACCCGGUAUUACAACCACCCUCUUUGCUUAAAGAUAGUCAAGGAGCCACCUCCUUUGAGGGAAAUCCCACCUUCCUGUAACCGUUCCACUGUCGAGAUCAUUAAAGCAGGGCUAGAGAAGGAGCCACUUAAAAGAGCUUCUGCGGCUGAGUUGAAGACUAAGGCUGACAUAGCUUUGCAGGAGGUGGGAGAUGUGAAGAACCCCUGGAGAGAAUACAGAGAACCUAGAUGCUUAUCUUUGGAUGAAAAAAACAAUCUGCACACCUCCCUGUCCCCAACAGUCAGCCUGAUUUCUGAGACUUUGGCUAGCCCUGGGUCAGCUCCUUGCCUAUCCCAAAGCUUGCAGCCACCAUCUCUGGAGCUGACCGAGAAGACUGGGGUAACCCCUUGGAAUCUGUGCAAGGAGUUACCUAGGAUCUGCGAUCCACUUUCCCUCUCCUCCCUGGCUCCUGUCCCCACCAAGAGCAGCAGCUCCUCAGAACGGGCAACAACUAUCUCGGAACAGGAGCUUCAGCAGCUGGAAAUAGAGUUGUUUUUGAACAGUCUGUCACAGCCGUACUCUCUGGAGGAGCAGGAGCAAAUGCUCUCGUGUCUCAGCAUUGACAGCCCACUCAUGUCUGAUGCCAGCGAGAAGAACUCUCUGAAGGCCUCUCCGAGCCUGAGGGACACCAUGAGCUCCGGGGUUCACUCCUGGAACAGCCAGACCGAUGGACAGAGCUUCAGCUGGAACAACCUGCUGUAUCGCAGUCGGCACACGGACACCCCCAGCUAUUUCAACGGAGUGAAAAUCCAGAUCCAGUUGCUAAGUGGAGAAAAUCUUCAUAUCCGAGAGUUCCACAGGACCAAGGUGGGAGACAUUGCUACUGGGAUAAGCAGCCAGAUACCAGCCUCUGCUUUCAGCCUUGUUACAAAGGAAGGUCAACCUGUUCGCUAUGACAUGGAGGUUCCGGACUCGGGGAUAGAGCUGCAGUGCACCCUUGCUCCUGACUGCAGUUUCGGUUGGACCUGGAGAGUCAAGCAUGGUCAGCUGGAGAAUAGACCAUGAGGCUCUUGGUCUUGGAGGUCACUUCCUUAUGUUGAAGCAUGGAAUUACAGAAGCCCACAACCAGCUUUGCCUGAUAAGCAUCAAAUGUAGCUAUUGCUGUUUCCUACUGAACUAGGAUUCAGGGUUCAGCUACUCCCUGCUUUAGUGCAUCAACUCCUUGCUGCUUGGUCUGGAUUCAGUCUCUAGACAGGCACUGUCCUCGUAGGGCGCCCUCUAGAGCGAGGGCUGUGUACAUGCUGCGAAUGAAUGCAGCAAUGAGGAACUUCUGCAGAGAGGAACAGGACUGUACUACUGUGCAUCAGCACUUUCCAGGAGAAUGCUGGGGAGCGGGCUGGACUCACCAAUUGCUCAGAACUCCAACAUGAAGUCAGAUGUUGAACUCGCUAGAGGAAGGAAGCUAGGGAUCUUGAGUGUAGUAAGAUGGUGGAUGAGGAGGUGGCAAACUUCUUUCAUGGUGGAGGAAAAAUUCUGUUUCUGUAAGUUUUGAAUAGCAUCACUGCCUUUAAGACUAGAGCAGUGGAGGAAAAUAGAAGCUGUAACUGGCUGGGUUUCAGGGUUAUAAUCAAAUCAUUGUAUUCGGUUUCCCUUCCCAGCAGCACUCUGUUUUUUGAGGUUGCGGAUUCUAAUCAGAAAAGGAUUAGGGCCACUCUCCAGAAAGGGUUUUCCGUUCACCUCUGAUUUCAGCAUCCCUUCUGUAGUUCUGGUCCACAGAGACCUUGCAUUAUCCCACUCUUUCAUUAUUGUAAGCAAUGUAUAUCAAGUAAGGGAAUACAUGGUCUGGAGGCUUGAGAGUUGACUCCUGGGUUCUGUUGCCAGCUUUGCCAUUGAUGUGCUGUGCCUUGACUAACCUUUUUGAGAGUCAGUUUGUCCAUAUGCUGGAUAGAAUACAGAUGGGAGGAAUGGCAGCUAGAUUUAACCCCUAUGGAGCAUAUCAAGGUCUAUGAAUGACAGGUACUAUGUAAGUCCUC